This is a messenger RNA of Tinamus guttatus (white-throated tinamou), 3806 nucleotides long. The record is from RefSeq and is a predicted model, not a curated record. Lineage: Eukaryota; Metazoa; Chordata; Aves; Tinamiformes; Tinamidae.
AAUAAACAGGGUGAAAGUGGCCAUGCCUUCUGAUGUGUCAGAAUAUACUAUUGGGGGAGUGAAGAUUAUAUUCCCUUGCAAAGCUUACCCAUCACAACUAGCUAUGAUGAAUGCUAUUGUUAAGGGGCUAAAUAACAGGCAACACUGUUUGUUGGAGAGCCCCACAGGAAGUGGCAAAAGUUUGGCAUUACUUUGUUCUGCACUGUCGUGGCAGCAAUCUUUGUAUGAAAAGUUGCUGGUUAAAUCAUCCAGUGACAAGGAAGACAGAAAGCCAGAGACUUCGUUGCCAUGUCGCUGUACAUGUCAUUCCCAAUCUCAGAGCAAAGAGGCUGCAGCAAAUGUGAAUCAUGGUGCUUCUUGUUCUUUUAAUGGUUAUGAAGCAGGAAGUUCCAUAAAAACUGAAACCCCAUUAACAAACACAGAACAUAAUGAAACUGAAACCCUAGCUUCAAAAUUGUCUGCUAAAAAAAGAGCAUCCGUGUGUGACAGUGAAAAUGAUGAUUUUCAAGUAGACAGGAAAAGGAUUCGCUCUUUAGAAACUGAGCAGCAGGUUAGAAAACGUCAUUGUUUUGCAAAAGGAGUGCAGUUAGUUGAUGCUUUAGAAGUUUAUCAUCAGAGAAAGAAUGGGGAGCUGGUUGUUCAUGCUGAAAAAGGUGGGAAAAGCCCUGUUUUUUCUCCUAAAACAUCUUCUGACCCAUGCAGUCAGUGUUCCUGUUCUUCUGGAAAAGAAACUGAAAAAGAUGCUAGUAAGGCAAAGAAGAAAGAAAACGGGGAUCAGACAUCCAUCCCCAAAAUAUUUUUUGGCACACGAACACACAAGCAAAUAUCCCAGAUUACCAGAGAGUUGAAGAGAACAGCGUAUUCCGGUGUCCCUAUGACAAUUCUUUCUAGCCGGGAUUAUACCUGUAUUCAUCCAGUGGUAUCUAGUAGUGCUAGUAAUAGGAAUGAAAUGUGUGUAGAGCUGCUGGAAGGAAAACAGGGCAAGUCUUGUCUUUAUUAUCAUGGUGUUCAUAAACUCAGUGAGUAUCAUACGCUACAGUUGGCACAUCAGAAAUGUCAAGCGUGGGACAUUGAAGAUCUUGUGAGCCUGGGCAAGAAGCUUCGUGCCUGUCCCUAUUUUGCGGCCAGGGAGCUCAUGCUGGGGGCAGAUAUUGUAUUUUGUCCUUACAAUUAUCUCCUAGACCCACAGAUACGAGAGAGCAUGGAUAUUAACCUAAAAGGCCAAGUAGUCAUUUUAGAUGAAGCCCAUAAUAUUGAGGACUCUGCUCGGGAGUCAGUGAGCUACAGUGUGACAGAAAAUCAGCUAAGAUCUGCUCGAGAGGAGCUGGAUCUCAUGGUGAAUAACAACAUCAGGCAGAAGGAUCAUGAGCCCCUACGGGCUGUGUGCUGCUCCCUGGCAAACUGGUUACAGGAGAGCUCAGGUCAGCUAGUAGAAAGAGGGUAUGAAACUUCUUGUAAAGUUUGGAGCGGAAGAGAAAUGCUCACCUUUUUCCACAACAUGGGAAUAACGAAUAUUACCUUUCCCGUUCUACAGAAACAUUUUGCUGCUGUCCUGGAAAAGGAAGAAAAAGUAAUGAUGUUUGGUAAAGAAGAAGUUAUUGAGAUACCAGUUGUGAGCCCUGCUACUCAAAUUAUGCUAAAAGGGUUAUUCAUGAUUCUUUUAUAUCUUUUUAAAGAUAAUAGCAGGUAUGCAGAUGACUACAGAGUUGCUUUGCAGCAAACUUACGCUUGGAUCAGCGAAAACCAGUCUGAUGUUUCAGACACAAAUGGCUUCUUUGCAAGGACCAAACAUAAAAGGAAUUCACGGCAGAAAGCUUUAGUCCACAUGCUUAACUUUUGGUGCUUGAAUCCAGCUGUGGCUUUUUCAGACUUAACUGAUGUUAGAACAAUUGUUCUGACAUCUGGUACGCUCUCUCCAAUGGAUUCGUUUUCUUCAGAACUCGGUGUCAAGUUUUCUAUUCAGCUUGAGGCAAAUCAUGUCAUUCGGAACUCGCAGGUUUGGGUUGGCACCAUUGGAGCAGGCCCUAAUGGUCGGAAGCUCUGUGCUACAUUCCAGCAUACAGAGACCUUUGAAUUCCAGGAUGAAGUGGGAGCACUUCUGCUUUCGGUGUGUCAUACAAUAGGCCAAGGAAUUUUGUGUUUUUUGCCAUCUUAUAAGAUGUUGGACAAAUUAAGAGAUCGUUGGAUGCAUACCGGCUUGUGGAGAAACCUGGAGCAGGUCAAGACAGUCAUUGCAGAACCUCAAGGAGGAGCAAAGAGCGACUUUGAUGAACUGCUUAAAAUAUACUAUGAUGCAAUAAAAUGUAAAGGAGGAAAAGAGGGAGCACUCCUGAUAGCUGUGUGCAGAGGAAAAGUGAGUGAAGGCUUGGAUUUCUGCGAUGACAACGCCCGGGCAGUUAUAACCAUAGGUAUUCCGUUUCCAAACGUGAAAGACCUGCAGGUUGAAUUAAAGAGGAAGUACAAUGACCAGCACAAAAAUAAGAGAGGGCUUUUAGCAGGGAGUCAGUGGUAUGAAAUUCAAGCUUAUAGAGCUCUCAACCAAGCCCUGGGAAGGUGUAUAAGGCACAGGAACGAUUGGGGUGCUCUUAUUUUAGUUGAUGACCGCUUUCGGAUUAACCCUAAUAAAUACAUAACUGGGUUAUCUAAGUGGAUUCGGCAGCAAAUUAAGCACCAUGAAAAUUUUGGUAGUGCACUUGAAUCUUUGGAUACAUUUGCUAGAAAAAAUCAAACAGGCGUUGGUGGUUCCUCACAGUGCAACAGUGAAUUUCUGCACGUACCUUCCAGCUCAAAAGACCUGUCACCACCUUCUUCGCUGGAGGCUUCUAUUCAUCUAUCACCAGAUGUCCCUGCUGAAAAUGAGAAGCAAAGUGGCCAGAAAGUUGAUGCAGAGGGUCAUUCUCGCUGUGCAACACAAAGAGAAAAACAUAUGGACUCCACACCCAAAAGGCUUGCCACUGAAACAGAGAGAGAAAAAAAGAACACUCGGACUAAUGCUGAUUUUAUGAAAGAGCAUUGCUGCCUUAAACCAUUGACUUCAACACCUUUGUCUGCAGCUGAGAACUACACGUCCAUAGCUAAAGGCAAGCACAAGAAGAAUGUGAACAAGACUAGUGAACUUAUUGAUAGUGUAAAUCAAUGCCAGUCAGCAUUCAUUACAGAACAUAAACCAAGUGCACCAGCAUCGUGUUUGGGAACAAGGAAUUUUUUCCUUAAAAAUACUGAGGCUGCAGUUGCUGAAGAGGGGGACCUUGGGGAGCCACAACUUUGUGAUGGGGAAGUUGAGCCCCAUAGUGAACUUAUUUCAAAAGGGGGCAAAUCUGAACUUGUUAAGUUAAAUGUAUCUGCAGAAGAUGAGGAUGAGGAUGAGAGUAUCUACUAUACACCAGAACUCUACGAUGAUGUAGAACCAGAGGAACAGAAAAUCAGUCCGCUAGUUCCAGCCAGUAAUAAAGCUGAGAAUUGGAUUGAACAAGAAAAACGCACCGAUUUUUUUGAAACCAACACCUCAAAAACACUAAGUAUCGUUAAAGAAACAAUUAAUGAUGGUGACAUAAAGGCAAGUUUACGUGGAAUAAAGCAAAAUGAUGGGAGUAAGAAUAGCGCAGUGAAUAAUGUGGUAGACGUGACUAGUGGAGUAGAAGCAGAGCAGAUAGAAUCUCAAGAAGUGGACAACAAAAAAAUGAAAAUCAGUCUUUCCAGAUCACGAAAUAAAGGUGUGUCAUCUUUCCUAUUGAGCAAUACUAGCACGUAGUAUCAGGUUUGAUGGGACGUAUAGGGGAAAAAACUUUCUGAUAUAGCCUCACUAU